AAAAUAUCUAAAAGAAGGGCAAUUGCCCCCUUUUGUUUAACGGUGAACUAAAACAUUCAUCUGCCGUUAGAAUAACAUGGGCUGCUUUUAAUAUAAAUUAAUAAAAGUGGGGCAAUCUGCAAAAAACGUAGAGUUUAUACCCUAAAUUGAUUACCGCCGAUUUGCUUUUCGUAACUAAACUCCUUCGAUUGCGGGCAUCUCUCUGCAACUCAAACUGAAGUUCAGGUUAAGCCACCUGAUUGCCGACAUCUCUCUGCAACUUAUAUUGAAGCUCAUGUUAAGUCGCCUUCCUCUUCUCUCUGCAACUAACUAAGCUGCCUGUCUCUUCUCAGUUCAUUAAAUCUUGUGGGAAUAGCUUGUAAAUUUCAUUGUAAGAAGCUCAGGUUGGAACACAUCAUCUCUUUUCCUUUUAAAUAUCCAAUAUAUACAAACUUUAGUUCAUAUUUCAUAUUUUUCUUUAUUGUAUGUAAAUUAUAUAUGUGUCGUAUGUGUAUUUGCUUAUUAUGUAGCUUAUAUUUAUUAUCUUCUUUUUAUACUUUUGUUCAAAGUUUACCAUCUGUUUUUUUUAUAUGUAGUAUAACUUAGAGCUUUUAGUAAUUAAUUGAUUUUUUUUCAUUUUAUAGAGAUGGUCCAUAUCAUAUGCAACAAUGAACUUGUGAUAAUUUAAAUUGUCUUUUUCUCUUAAUGUUUAAUUGGUCUCUUAGGUAUUCUGUAGUUUUUUUAUUCUUAAUGGCUCUCUUAGGUAUUCUGCAAUAGAAAUUAGGUGUUCUGCAAUUCCUAGUUCUUAAUGGUUCUCCAGAGUCAUCAUUAUUAAAAUCGAUAUGUUGAAUUAAAACUUGGGUUAUCUCUUUUCCCGAUAAAUUAGCUACUCUCUUGCAAAAAUAAGCAAAUUGUUAGAUUUUGGAACACCACUUUAGAUGUAAUCUAAUUCAUCUACCUUCAUUCUGUGACAAAUAAUAAAAAAAAAAUCACUAUAAAAGAUCUAUGUUAGAAUUAGAAGAUAAAAUUGCAGAAAACUAACAAGAAAAAUUUUCAUACCUUAAAAUCCAACAGUUUGCUUAGGUGUGACUAUGGGACUUCCCAAUGCCUCUGAAUUGCUUGUAGCCUAAAUUUAAGACUCAACCAUAUCCAAAUUCUGUGACAAAUUUUUGAUUAUUUGUCACAGAAUGAAGGUAGAUGAAUUGGAUUACAUCUAAAGUGGUGUUCCAACCGACUAUGUUAAUUAGUGAUAUAGAAGAUGAUAAUGAAAGUGAACUGCAAGAAGUCAGUAGUGAUGAAGAAUCUGGGGGAAAAGAAAGCUCUAUAGAGGGUAAUGAAAUACUUCAUGACAAACAUAGUUGUGGGGCAGAAAGUGGGGAAAUACAUUUUAUGUUAGGAAUGACAUUUGCUAAUGCAAAAGAAGCUAGAAGUGUUAUAGCUAACUAUUUUGUCAAAAUAAACCCGAAUGAACCUCAAAGUAUUAGGGCGAGAUGUGUGAAUGAAGUAAGUUGUCCGUCCAUUCAACUUAUACAUAUCUAAAGAUGGAAAAAAAUCUUGGUUUAGCUAUGAAGACAUUGAUCAAUGAACAUAAGUGUUUUAGACAUUAUUCCCUAAGUACUGCUUCAACAAGUUGGUUGGCCAAGUAUUUUAAGGACACAAUUUACAAAAUCCAAAGUAUACUGCUCAAAUGAUGAAACAUGAUGCAGAAAAGUAAUUGAAGAUCAAUGUAGCUAUUGACAAAUGUAAAAGGACGAAAAGACAGGUUAUUCAAGAGUUGGAUGGAUCAUUUAAAGUGGAAUUUAGCUAUCUUGCAGCUUAUGUUGCUUCUCUUAAAAGAACUAAUCCAGGCACAAAGGCUGAGAUUGAUUUAGACAAAGAAGCUUUGAAAGAAGGAAGGAGAGUGCUCAGAAGGAUGUUUAUAUGCUUCGAAUCAUGCAAAAGAAAUUGGCCGAAUGGGUGUAGACCUCUAAUAGGACUUGAUGGUGCUUCUUAAAAGGAGUUACUAAAGGUCAAUUAUUAGCAGUUGUUGGUGUGGAUGGUAAUGAUCAGAUGGUUCCAAUAGUUUGGGCAAUGGUAGAUAAAGAAAAUAAAAAUAAUUGGAAGUGGUUUUCAUGUUGGCUAGCACAGGAGCUUGAUUUGGAUGAUGGUUCUAGAUUAACAUUGAUCUCAGAUAUGCAGAAGGGUUUACUUGGAUCUAUACGGUUGAUGGUUCCCCAAGCUGAACUUAGGUGGUGCGCUAGACACGUUAAGGCAAACUGGUCCAAGAAAUGGAAUGGCGGUGAGUUGAAGAAAAAGGUCUGGAUAUGUGCAUGGAGCACAUUUGAAGAAGAAUUCAAGGAAAAUUUAGAAAAAAUGGGGAAAGUAAGUGUUGAUUAAUAAAUAAUUAUAUAUAUUAAAUUAAGUAGAAGCUUUUAUUACUAAAUAAUGUCAUUUUCUUUUUUUAGUUGAGUAAGAAAGUUGCAGAAUCCCUGUUAUGGUACCCUCCUUCGAGGUGGUGCAAAGCCUAUUUUAAUAGGUGAUGUCAUUCACACGUGGUAGACAAUAACACAAGAGGGAAUCUUUCAAUUCAUGGAUAUUAGAACCCGACACAAGCCUAUCAUAAGCAUGCUUGAAGAAAUUAGAACCAAAGCUAUGAUAAGGACAAGAGAGAAUAAGAAGUUGUCAGAUAAGUGGUUUAAUAAUUGGUCACCCAAAUCCAUGGAGUUUUUGCAGGGCAAUAAAGAGCUUGAUGUGGGGUGCAGGAAUUUAAUGGUGAUUCAGGUUACAAGAUAGGGGAAGGUGAUACUAAGAACACAUUUUUUUAAACAAACAACAAUGCACAUGUAGAGGCCGAGUGGGAUCUUACAGGAAUUUCAUGUCCACGUGCACUAUGUGCUUCAUAUCAUAGCAAGAUUGAUCCAUUGUAAUGAUUGCAGAUUGGUAUAGCAAGAAAAGGUACUUGGCUGCUUACCAUUUUCAUAUGCAGCCUAUUCUCGGAAAGAUGUUCAUGCAGUGUGAUCAAUAUGAAGCUAUCGAGCCUCCAAAUAUUGUUAAGAUGGCUAGUAGACCACGACACAAAAGAAUUAAAGCUUCUAAUGAGCGUAAUCCAAAUCCAACAAAAUUGAGCAGGAAAAAGAUUAUACAAACAUGCAGCUUAUGCACUCUUUUAGGUCACAAUAGGACCACUUGCCCAAAUGGGAGCAACCAAGUACCACCACAAGGAAAAACACCAAGAACUAGACCCACAAGUUCAACCAACCCUGAAUCUGCUACGCCUUGUUUGGAGUCUGAGACAAUUAUUGCAAAAUGUGCGUCACAAAUGGGGAUCAAUCCUAAUGCUCAAACCAAAAUGGUGAUACCGUGUGAAAGAACAUUGCGCAAAAAACUCCCUUUUAAAAGAGCAUGUGAGAUCACAAGGAAUAUUCGAUUUUGUGGAGAUGGAUAGUAUGUUAGAGAACCCUCAACACUCCCUUUCUAGUCUUCCGGUUUGAAUUGGGAAGGAAAUCCCGCGAUUACAACAAGACAACUUCAAUCACACCGAGAUAAAGUUGUCAACUAGCAUGAUGGAUGGGGGACAUACUUUAUGGAUAACACAUGUUGAAUGCUAGAUUAUUUGUUGCACUAAGGAUGUUUUUACUUGGACUGUAAUUUGCCCCGGACCAGUCCAGUCCAGACCAGUUCAGACCAGACCAGACUUGGAUAGUUAUAAAAAUACAAAGAAACCAGACCUUACCAGACCUUACCAGACCAAACCAGACCAGUUCAGACCAGUUCAGACCAGACCAGACCAGACCAGCAAAUUACAGUCCAAGUAAAAACAUCCUAACCGAGCAUAUUGUUGCUACAAUUUUUUUUAUCAGUCAUCACUUACUGAUAUGAUUUAGAAACACAUAGCUAUAAUUCACUUUUUGACAAAGGUGUUAAUUUUGUGAGGCCAACGAAUAUUCUAUGGAUGAAUAUAUAUGUAUUGAUUUUAGGACUAAUAUGUUCUAGAUUUUACUUUUACAAAGCAC
This is a messenger RNA of Cuscuta epithymum, 3971 nucleotides long. Lineage: Eukaryota; Viridiplantae; Streptophyta; Magnoliopsida; Solanales; Convolvulaceae. The record is from the annotation of a GenBank genome assembly.